AUUUAAUAUUUACGUAAUUUUUAAGCCUAUGUAGCCUUUUUUCAACGCCGUUGGUGGUGCCAGAUUUAAAGAUUGGUGAUUUGUUGACAACUAAACGCUUUACGUUAGCUGUGGCAGGAGAGCCAGAUUGUCUUUUGAGUGUGAUAGUGUGAUUUUAAUUUGUGUGUGUGUGUAAUGUCGGUAUCGGUCGGUGAAUUUUCGUGAGGUGUAUGCCGGCUAAAAUGUGUUAUAGAUUACUUGGAAAGAAAACAGUGAUAUCAUAAGUAAAAAUGUAAUGUGAUAAUGACAUGAAGUUUCUUGAGAGCAAAUCAAUAUGGCUCUCAAGCUUGGAAAAUGCAGGCUCUGCCUCAAGCUUGGCGACUUUUACUCCAUUUUCACGGUCGACAAUGCUUUGCAGCUUGCGGAGAUGGCAAUGGAAUGCGCCCGGGUGAAAAUUUAUGAAGGAGAUGGGCUCCCUGACAAAGUAUGUUCAGAGUGCAUACAGAAACUAAGCAGUGCAUACAUAUUCAAACAGCAGUGUGAACGAUCUGAUCAGGAGUUACGCCGCAACUAUGUCCCACCACCAGGAUUUAGCGUCAGUCCCCCACCACCUAACAGACAGAGCAGUGAUUCUGCCUUUUCAAACCACACUGACACUUCCAACCUGACCAAACCUCCGUCUUCCAUUGAAGAAAAAGUAACUCCCACUAUUAGAAACAGGAAACGUAGUGUGGACAGUAUCGACAACGGUUCCAUUGGCGGCGCGUCCAGUGACUACCGACCCGGUAGCUCCAAACGUGUCGACGAACUAAGGAGGACCCAAAAAAGAAGAAAACAGUCUGACAAUGCUUCACAAUUAGACUCGGAUUACGAUGACAACAGCGCCUCGUACUUACCCGAAACGGAUUCCGACGAUUCCUCGCAAAAAAACAGCUUUAAGUGUGAUUACUGUCCCAAACAAUUUCCGUCUCCUAGGAGUCUCAUAAACCAUAAGAGAAUACAUGAAAAGAAAGAAACUUUGGGCCAAAACGCAGUCGUUAAUAUACCAGUAGAGACACAGGAUGCAGCUGAUGUAGAGGACAAACUGAACUGCGAUAAAUGUGGAAAGACCUUCAAGUUAAAGAUCAUGUUGAAGCGUCACGUAGACAUUUGUGUGAACACAGCGAGUCCAGCUAAAUCUCCGCAGAAAGAGUUACUGAUCUCCCUACAACCAAUCGACGGUAUGGCAAACCGCAACAUUAUUUGCGAAAUGUGCUCUGCCAAGUUCAAGACCACUGACAACUUGGCAAAACAUAUGAAGGUAGUCCAUGCUGCAGUUUUGAAAAGGGAAGAAAAGCAAAGGGAAAAAGUUGCAGUGCCAUGUCUUUACUGCAGCCAACUCUUUGAUGAUUAUUAUAUUCAUUCUGCACAUUUCAAUUCAUGUUCUAAGAAGGAUGAUACUAAACCGUACGAAUGUCCUGUUUGUAAGAAAGUGGCGACCAGAAAGACCUCGUAUUUCCAACAUAUAAAGAACAUGCACUUUGAACCUAGAAUGUUGCACACGAAGACCUCAGUGGAGCCAGAAGCUCAGGAGUGUCAUGAGUGCAGGAUGUGCUCCAAGAAGCUACCUUCACAAGAGAUGUUAAUUCAACAUUUAGCGGCGCAUAUGUCGCAUAUCGAUGAGAAUGACGGCGCUGACAAUGAAUCGAGAGCAAGCACAAUUGAAGAUUCUAUGUCUGUUCAUUCACUACCUAGCCAGGCGCAUACUCCUACUAACCCACUUAAAUGUUCGAUGUGUGAUAGAGAGUUCAAAUACAAGAAAUCUCUAACGUCUCAUGAAGCACGAUGUCAUUCUGAGGUACCAGUGGAGGUGAAGAUAGAAGUACCUGAAAAGGCAUCCACCAGCCUCUUGAGUGAGACAGUGUACCGUCAGACUGAGUCAGAAUCUAGUCAAGAAGAGGACGACAAUACAUGUGACAUCUGCGAGAAACAGUUCUCGUAUCGACGACUCCUGCUACAUCACAAAAGAACGAAACACAACAUGAGCUCGGGUCAUAAGCGUGCCAAAAUCUUCCUCAAGGACUGCUCCGUGCGAUGUCUUAUUUGCGACCUCGACAUGAAGGUCGGCGAUAUCAACGCGCAUAAUCGAACCCACAUAUCAAAGAACAUGAAGCCUCGUAAUUUAUACACGUGCGCUGAAUGCGAGGACACUUUCAAGAGCUGUUCAGCUCUAGCAAAUCAUAUAAAACUAAUUCACAGACUAAAACAGCAGCCUAUAGAGAAAGAGUCAGUAAAUCCUUCGGAUUUUUGUGAAGUCGUUGUGGCAAAAGCGGAACCCCUGGACUGGAUCCAGAGUCACAACGACUUUGGUGAGGUUCCGGGCGCAGAGAACAAGCCGCUGGUUGACCUUAGCGGCUUUACGUGUCCCAUAUGUGCCAAGAAGAUGCCCACACUGAUAUCUUUGAAAAGGCAUGUCAACUGGCACUCGAGUGUCGGCAACAAUAUUCAGAAAAAGUACGAGUGCGCUGUUUGUAACGAGUCAUUCAGGUUCCAGUGCCACUACAAGAUCCACAUGCGCGAGCACUACCACGAUACAAACCUGGACCCGAAGCACCUGACUUGCAAUAUUUGCGGGCGACGCAGCAAACACCUGCGGGCCGCGCAGGCGCACAUGACUUACCACAAGCAGAUGCGCUUCCAGAACAAGGACUAUCAGUGCUCCAUCUGCGAGCGAGUCUUCCAGUACAGGAAAGUAUACCUCUCUCACAUGGCCAUACAUUAUAAGAAAGGCGACAGCGCCCAGAACACCAUAGUAGGCGACGCCUUACCUAGCACCGUUGACAAAAACGUGUUCGACGGUUCCCACACCUGCCACCACUGCGGCAAAGUGUGCGACUCGGAAGUCUCACUGAAACAUCACUUGAUCUGGCACACUUCCAAAACGUUCCUGUAUGGCGCUCGACACGAGUGCAGCAUCUGCAAGGUGAAGUUUACAAACAAAAGAAGGUUAGACCUACACAUCCGAGGUCACUACGAAGAUGAUAAUGGUCCUUUCAAAUGUACUAUCUGCGGAAAAGGCUACACGCAUGAAGGCUACUUCCAAAAACACGUGAAAGGGCAUAACUUUGAUCACCAGUCGCACAAAAAACGAAUAGAAAAAAUCCGAAAGGACAAAGUGAAAUGUCCAAUAUGUACGCGGUAUUACCCGGACUUGGUAAAACUUAUCCGCCACUUGAGGCGGACGCACCCUGAGAGUAAAAUGAUCAAACCCGACCCCGACGCUCCGUCACCACUUUACUACUCUUGCAAAUUGUGCGCCAAAGUAUUCUUAGAUGAGCGACGAUUACAAUCUCACGAGGAAGCUCACCUGAGAAAGCCCGAAUUCUUUAAAUGUAAGUUCUGUGGUAAGAAAACUAUAUCGCUUAGAAAUCACCAUCUCCACAUAAAGAGCCACUUGGCCCAGAAGCAUUUAGAUAACCCGCUCAAGUGUCCGCACUGUGACGAGACGUUCGUGAAGGGCUACGGGCUCCAUCACCACUUGCGCGACGUGCACAACAUCAUAGAGAAUUGGAUCGCAGACCGCACUGAACAACCGCUGACAGGGCCGCUCAAAGACCUCCAGUGCUCCAUAUGUAUGAAAGUGCUUGCUAGUAAAGGAAAUUACGAGCGGCACAUUGACUACCAUAACUCGUUAAGAUGUAACUACUGCUUUGAUUACUUCAGCUCUCUCCGAUUCUUGGAGGGACAUCUCACGUUCUCGUGCGAAAAGAAAAAGCUUUUAGGUGAUACUGAGGUUUACCCAAAGAAAGUAAAAUGCCACAUCUGUUACAAAGCAUUCCAUGUACAAGUGAAGUUAGACUGUCACUUGCGCACGCAGCAUGGCAUUGUAGUAAAGAGGGAAAUGUCUGAAGGCAAGCAAGAAAUCGUGUGUGAUUAUUGCUUUAGAGUUUUCGAAAAUGAGUACGCUCUAGGCACCCACAAGAUAUACCAUCGAACUGUUGGAUACUACGGUUGUAUAUACUGCCCGAGGAAGUUUAGCACGAUGGUGAUGUAUCGGAAACAUAAGAAUCACCAUCUCUAUCAGCUUAAUGUGGACAAUCCAACGAAAUGUGAACACUGCGAUGAGACAUUCGUAGCUUUCAAAGAAAUGAUAAACCACAUGAAAGACGUACACGGUGACGAUAAGGACUGGGUGAUAGAACCCAAGGAGUCUAUCGAAGAAACGUGUCACAUCUGCAACAAGAGAUUCUAUAAUCUGCACAAACAUUUGGCUUACCAUGAAGAAAAUAGGUGCAAGAAAUGCAAUGAAUAUUUCUACUCAAGAGGAGAUUUCGAUAAUCAUCUAUGUGCCAUUGAAAGUGAUGACGAAGGCACUGGAUACAUAGGCAACAAAGACACAUUCCAGUAUGAAGAAUGCAAAUUCUGCUUUAAACCUAUAACCAAGAAAAGUACUAAACGAUUACACAACCAGAUACACAAGGGGUCAGGCUCGAUAUCUUGUAGGUUCUGUCCACUGAAGUUCAAAACCAUGGACGCUUUCAAUAUACAUGCUUUCUCUCAUCGAAGUAGAAAAUAUAAUAAGAAACCUAUUAAAUGUCGAAAAUGUGGUGAGAAGUUUGUUAAAUAUGGGCCGUUCAUGAAACACAUGAAACUAGUUCAUAAGACUAUGAAGAAGCUUCACUACAGAACGGUAGUGAAGCCAGAGAAAUGUGUCGUUUGUGGGGAAGAUUUUCCGAACUUGCACAAUCAUUACCGCGCGCACUUGCUGAAUCAGUGCCAAGGGUGUCUCAAAUACUUUACGUCGUACAAGGUUAUAUCUGCACACGAAUGUAACAAAGAGGACAUAGACCCGUCGAAGGUGUUCACGUGUGACGCUAACUUGACUCAGCUGAUAAAUACAUACGUUCCUAAGGACGAGAAAGAUGAUGAGAAGUAUUACGGACAUACUGACGACGAAGAGGAUGAAGUUAAUCUACAGUUACUCGGAGAGGAAGAAGAAAGCCAGGAAAGUAAAAACAUCCCAAUGAUCCAGUCGCCUAUAAUAUCAGAUGUCCUAUCGCUUUACAACAAGGAGGCAGAGACAAUGGACAGCAUCGACAGUGCGGACGAUACUAAUGCUAAUGUGGUGAACCUAUCGGAUGAUGACGGAGUAAGUGUUGAUGACACUCUUAUUCCAGUCAUUGUUGUUUUAGAUGAGGACUAGAUGGAACCGGUAACCGAAUGUGUCUAGUACUUUCAAUGACAGGGGUUUGUAUGCUACACAAGAUGUAAUUUGAACGAGUUGCAAGAUAAGGGCAACUGAAAAUUACAGAAGCUGAUCUUCCACAGACCUUUACUACCCCAUCGAGGAUUGAAGUCACAAUCCAUUGUAAUAGGUAAUAUUAAUUAUUAUAGUAUUAUUGUUGAUGUGAAACCAAGAAUCUGCAACAAUAAUAGUAUUAGCAAAUAUUCGCUGUAUUUAAUUCAUGUGCGAGUUGCAACCACAGGCAUUUAUCGAAUACUUAAAUAGCAUAAAUUUAUAUUUAGACUGAAAUAAAUGGUGAGUGAGUGGUGCGUAGAAUUAACGAUAUGUAUUAUAAAACUGUUUAAUUUUUUUGCGCUGCCAGGAAUCUGCCGUUUGUGCAUCUACAUAGACUUCGUUAAUGUCACAAUCUGUGUGCGUGGGUGCCAUUGCGAUAAUUUGCUCGUCUGCUUUCCCGUGUUUGCAAUCUAAAAUUGCUUAUACUGCGAAAAUGUCAGGUCUAUGACAUAUUGAGCGGCUGUGGUAAAAGUUAUGUUAGUUCGUAUGAGUGAUGGUCAAUUGUGAUUUUAGUUUGAUAUGAAAAUUAAGCAGGAUGUAUGAUUUCUAUUAGAUUUUGUAUUAAGUCACAAAUGUUCUUCCUAACAAUAGCUAUUGUACCACCUGGUACAUUGUAGGCAGGUUACACACAUGAAUUGUGUAACUUGUUUUUUUUUUCUUUACGAAUUUUUUUUCUAAAUAGAUAUUAAAAACGGCGCUAUUUUUGGCUUUGUGGUUAAGAGUGACCAAAGAAAAGAUUAUAGAAGUACAGAUUGCAAGGUAAAAAAUAUUGUAAAGUGAGUGAUGAGCUACAAGACAAGUAGCGUCUGUUUUACAGGUUACGCGGUAUUUUGUUUCUUUAGUUGGUUAUCCAACAUUUGUAGUAUGCAGAGGCCAGUAUAUCAACCUACCUGUACCUGUACCUACAGUCAAAUUUAUUUAUUGAAUUUCCGACUUUAUCUCAAUACAAUAAAGUUGAAGAUGUAAUCGAGAAAUUUGACAGAAAAGCACAGGUUGCCCUGCUGGCCACCAUAUACAGUAAUGAACAGAUCAAGACUUGAACUUCUACCAGAUAAUUUGACAAGUAGUAUUCUCUCUGUAGUCAAACUUAUCAAGAACUUGUAUAAAUAUAUUCAUGUGAUUGUUGACGAUCUGUUAAGUAAUCGAGGUGAAGAGUCAGUAAAUAUAAAUUGGUUUUGAAUCAACAAUUAACUGUUGACUUUAUAUUUUAUUUUUGUGAAAUUCGUUGUGAAUAUUACUUGUAUGUAGGUUUGUGUGCACUCCAAGGUCGGUUUAAAUUUAACGAAAUAACGUAACGGUCCGACUACUGAAUUUUGUACUGAAAAAAGUUGUCUUAGCUCAGUAUCCCAGCAAUAAAGCUCUUUCGUCACAUGUGAUAUGUAACUUCUAAACUUGAAUACGACCUUGGAGUGAUAAGGAAUAGCUUCGUAGUUGUGGUCGUGAGUUCUACCUUCUAGAAUAAGGUCCAAGUGGGGACAAAAGUAUUAUCUAAAUUUUUCACACUUUAUCUAGUAUUUGAAAUUCUCAGUGGAGCAAAAUUAUAUCUCUAGUUUUUGAGAAUGUUAAUCUAAUAGGCAUUACUCUAAUCAUGAAUUUGGUUAAAAUAUAAAUGUAUACAGUAAAAUCCAGCACGAUUUAUUGUACAUUUUCUGUAUUUGAGAGUGACUGGUAUAUUUUUCAUGGUGGGAAAUAAAUUCGGAAAAAUUUGGGCAUUAAAAUUCUAUUUAUCACUAGAAUUGGUAUUUUGUGUAGUGGUAAAGAAUGUUGCAGUAUUCCAACUUUUAAUUCCAUUCAGUAAAAUACAGUUUCAAUGUGGACUAAUCAAUGACUCUACGAAAUAUUAAUUGUGAUGUAACGAUGCAUCGUUAUGAAAGUACGUAAAUAUAAUAAAAUCGAUUCGAAUCGUCCUUUAUUGUAAAACGAACUUUUAUCGCUGGCGCUAUUAUUGAGAGAUCGAACCUACGCAUUUUUGUUUUUUUGUUGUGUAAUGUGCAAGAAGAAAGAAAAAUGCGUAGGUAUUGUCAAAUAUCAUAGGUAUUUAAUUUCUCAAUACCUAGGACAUUUGUCAAUUACAAAUCAUUAAUUUACGUUUAUUUUGAUUAGUCGAAAACCAUCACUGUUAGUUGGAGUAUGGUGUCAUUAUUUUACAAAUUGACUAUAGCUGUAGUCAGUUUACUGAAUGGCAUUAAAAUCUAGGCAUAUUGUAUUAAAAUUAUUACUUUAUAAUUAAGUGCCAUCUAACGUUUUAUUUUCUUUAAAACAAUAUGACCAAUAUUAUUUGUGAUUUCGUACAAUUUUGUACAGUAACCUACUGAGCACACUAGAAUAGAUUUCCAUGAGUCUCAUUACUUAAUAUUCGGAUCUAUUAUACUUCUUUAAACAAUGUACUUUAUACUCCAUUUUAAAUAACAUUGAUGAACCCUUUAUUAACAGUUAAGCCAAGCAAUUUUGAAUUCUAUUGCAUCCAUGAAAUUGUAUCGCAUGUAUAUUUUAGCUUGGCUUAUGGAAUAGGAUUCAAAAUCAUUUGUCUAAGUUGUAAAUAGGGUAUAUUGUUGCCUAAGUUAUUUUUUAAUAAUGUGUACAUAUGUUAAGUAUGUAUGUAAAGGUAUGUUAGUACCAGGAUAGUGUAACUUAUUAGAUACAAAAAGAGUGCUCUGGGGAUCACGACAGACUAAAGUUCAGUGAUUUUAUAACUUGCCCAUUACAUAUAGCAGCUAGGAGUUUAGCUCUAGUAGAAUAUUAGCAGAGAUAGGAGAAAUGCAAUAAUGUUUACUAAAAUAUUGUUUUGUUAAAUAACUUUUUAUUGAAAUACAAUGCUAGUAAGAGAUAGUGUAUUUUUCAGUUUUCAAUUAGCCAAAGUUGUGGAUGUAUUGUAUACAUUAGAUUGUAACUCAUAGAUAUAAGAGUAUAGCUAAGUUCAGUCAGCAUCUAUGAUCAGUUAAUUAUAAGAUUAAUAUGUUUAUUCCAACAGUAUGUUAUAAAGAGGUUACUUUUAUUUCUGGUUAUUUUUUUUUUACUUUUUUUUAUUGUGAGUAAAUUCUCCAUUAUUUUUCUGUGUCAAACGUGGAUUGUUUAUGAUGGACGAAAUAAAAUGAUCAUUUGAAAUUUUAA
This is a messenger RNA of Spodoptera litura, 8368 nucleotides long. RefSeq lists its product as uncharacterized. Gene Ontology annotation, molecular function: DNA binding; zinc ion binding. NCBI's taxonomy places the organism in Eukaryota, Metazoa, Arthropoda, Insecta, Lepidoptera, Noctuidae. Gene Ontology annotation, cellular component: nucleus. Gene Ontology annotation, biological process: DNA repair. The record is from RefSeq and is a predicted model, not a curated record.